AUGGACAAAAGCAUUGAACUGCUUUGGGCAAAAUUAGAGGAUAAAUUAAACCAACAAACUUCAGCAAUAACAACAGUAGUAACUACAAAUGUUAUGGAAGCAAUAAACGAUAAGAUGGAGUCUAUCAUGCAAGAAAACAAAAACUUAAAAACUCAAAUAACAAAACUUGAACAAAAAUUAGAUCAAAUGGAAAUAGAUAAAAGAAAAAAGAAUUUAGUAUUUUUUGGCGUCGAAGAAAAGGGAAAAAAGGAAUCUGAGUUAGUGGACUAUAUAAAAGAAAUUAUAGUAGAUGCAGGAUUACAUUUAGAUAGCCAGGAAAUAUGUAAUGUUUACAGAAUCGGAGCAAAAACAAACAAGAAUCGACCAGUUGUUGUUACCUUGACGACAAUUUGGAAAAAACAUUUGAUACUUAAAAACAAAUCCAACCUUCCACCUAGAAUUUAUAUAAAAGAAGAUUAUCUGAAACACAUAUUAGAAAUCCGAAAGCAACUGCAACCAAAAGUUGAAGAAGAAAGAAAAAAGGGAAACUUUGCAUUCAUAAAAUACGGCAAGCUAAUCGUUAAGAAAUCGAAUGACGUAAAUCGUGAAAAAAGGAAACGAAAGCAGACUGGCUCGCCAAACUCACCACCAAAAAGAUCAAAUCCAAACAUCGCAAAGACAUCAACUGCAAUUAAUGCAAAGGAUAUAAUAAAACCUAAUAUAUUAAAUUAUGUAGUAAGAGGAAGAUCUAGUUCACUGUCAGAGAUAUCAAAAAUCAAU
Molecule: messenger RNA, 759 nt
Organism: Brenthis ino (lesser marbled fritillary)
Lineage: Eukaryota; Metazoa; Arthropoda; Insecta; Lepidoptera; Nymphalidae
Source: the annotation of a GenBank genome assembly